Danio rerio (zebrafish) is the source of this 1256-nucleotide messenger RNA. RefSeq names its product BCL2 family apoptosis regulator BOK b (gene bokb). The record is from RefSeq and is marked validated. Lineage: Eukaryota; Metazoa; Chordata; Actinopteri; Cypriniformes; Danionidae.
CGUGGACAUGGGCUUCUUGUUAUUAGCGGAGUCGGUGGGUUGUUUAUGUAGGCUACAUUACUUUAUCCAGUGAAGUUGCGGUGGUUUGUCCUCGUGUCAGACAAACAUGCGGGACAUGAACGUGUUCGCGCGCUCCUCCGUGCUCGCCGCCGAGAUGAUGGAUGUGUUUGAUCGCACUCACACGGAGAAAGAGCUCGUCUUUCAGUCCAAGGAGCUGUGUAGAGACUUCAUUCACUCCAGGAUCACGAGAGAAGGACUGAGUUGGUCAAAAGUCGAGCUGGACCUGCCAGAACCGCGCGGAGUUCUUGUAGACGUGUCUGUGGUGCUGCUUAAACUGGGUGAUGAACUGGAGUGCAUGCGUCCAUAUGUGUAUCGUAAUAUUGCAAAGCAGCUGAAUAUCAGCGUAUCGGUGGAAGCUGUGGUUUCAGAUGCAUUUCUCUCGGUAGCAACAGAAGUCAUAGCCAUGGGAAUCACAUGGGGUAAAGUGGUGGCCAUCUACGCUGUAGCUGCCGGGCUUGCGGUGGACUGUGUGCGACUGGGCCAUCCUGUCAUGGUGCACACUAUUGUGGACAGUCUGGGAGAGUUUGUGCGGAGAAGUCUCGUGCCAUGGCUCAAAAAGAGAGGAGGAUGGGUUGACAUUUUAAAAUGUGUGGUGAACAUGGACUCUAGAGCUCAUGUCCAUUGGUUAUCGACAGCAGUGUUAACAUGGAGGGAAUUCAUAAAGACUAUGUACGUCUACCUGACGAAGUAGACUUGCGCAUGAAUUCAUCGUGUUGACCGAGGACUCUAUCUUUCCCUCUCUGAACUGUUUGUGGAGUAAACGGCCCCUCACAAAGGUCACAGCACAAUCACUCAGAUUUAACUGCACCCUAAUCAUCAUUUACCUGCUUGUUUCUUUAAUACUAUUCAAAAGACUGAAACAAUCACUAUGAUCUGACACUGUGUGGAGGGGAAGGUGCUGGAGUAACAUGAUGUCUGUCUUCCUUUGGUUUAAAUGAGCCAGAAAUAAGGUAACAGGUAACGGAGUUGGGUGGAUUCACCCUAUACUGAGGUUUUAUAUUGAAUGAAUGGAGCGGUGAGUGAAAAGUUUGACAGUCGUCAGAUUUUUAUUUUUUACAAAACUGCGUAAUUAAGAUGAUGUUUGGAGUGUCACUUUGCACUUUCAGUUUGUACAGUUUGUGUGUGUUUGUGUAUAACACUGUUGUCACCAGCUGUACACAUCUUGAAAUAAAGGUUUUAAUGUGUGUACUGAGAAA